Messenger RNA from Emiliania huxleyi CCMP1516, 426 nucleotides. RefSeq lists its product as hypothetical. Gene Ontology annotation, biological process: protein ubiquitination. The record is from RefSeq and is a predicted model, not a curated record. The coding region runs from base 1 to 426 and encodes 141 amino acids. Gene Ontology annotation, molecular function: ubiquitin-protein transferase activity. The transcript has 2 exons. NCBI's taxonomy places the organism in Eukaryota, Haptophyta, Isochrysidales, Noelaerhabdaceae.
AUGUGCACGGUCGAUAGCUUCGACGAGGCUACCUCUAGCGCUCGCUGCGCGGUGAGCGUUUCUGGAGGAGAGCUUCAAGUCUGGAUCAAGCCCGAGAACUUGCUCGAGACUCUGCCCGAUGAGUUUGCGCAUGCCGCGCAAGAGGGGAGGCGGGCGGCGGAGGAGCAAGGGCCGUCCUCGGCUGCAGAGGCGCCGGCUCCGAGGGAGGAGGAGCCGCCGGCCGACUUCAUCUGCCCGAUCACGACCGAGCUCAUGAGUGACCCGGUGAUGGCGGCGGACGGGCAUUCGUACGAGCGGUCGGCGAUCAAGCGCUGGCUCGCGACCAAGUCGACGAGCCCGAUGACGGGCGAGGCGCUCGUGCACAGCUUCCUCGCCCCCAACCACACGCUGCGCCGGCAGAUCCGGGAGUGGCAGCAGGCGGCUUGA